Molecule: messenger RNA, 879 nt
Organism: Cyphellophora attinorum
Lineage: Eukaryota; Fungi; Ascomycota; Eurotiomycetes; Chaetothyriales; Cyphellophoraceae
Product: (R)-phenoxypropionate/alpha-ketoglutarate-dioxygenase
Exons: 2
Coding region: 1-879 (292 amino acids)
Cellular component (GO): cytoplasm
Molecular function (GO): 2-oxoglutarate-dependent dioxygenase activity
Source: RefSeq, a predicted model, not a curated record
AUGAGAAGUAUCCGACCGUACGCUUCCGCCACUACUCAGAGUCCAUCCCUCUCCAUCACCCCGGUCUCGGGCAGUCUCGGUGCCAUAAUCAACGACGUCGACAUAUCCCAAACCCUCUCUCCAACGACCAUUGCCGCCAUCCGCGCCACUUUUCUCGAUCACGGCGUCAUAUUCUUCCGGCAACCAAAACCACUGUCACCAUCAGCCUUCCUCCGCUUCGCCACCUGUUUCGGCCAACCCCAGCGCUACCCUAUGGUCCGGGGUCUGGAUGAACACCCUGAGAUUAUCAAAGUCUUGAAGCUCAGACACGAGACUACCAACUUCGGCGGCAUAUGGCACGCCGACACCACUUACCUUCCCUCUCCACCGCUAGGUACCCUCCUCAUGGCUGAGGAAAUUCCGAUACGUGGCGGCGGAGACACGCUCUUCGCGAACCAGUAUCUUGCAUACGAGACUCUCUCUACAGGGUUGCAACAAACACUGUCCAAUUUACGCGGCGUGAGCACCUCCUCCAAAGCAGACGCCUCGAAGACACGCGAGGAUCGUAUUAAGGAUUCUGCCCCAUCCUCAGCGCCGGAAGUCUUCUCAGCAACACAUCCGGCCGUCCGGACGCACCCCGAGACGGGUCGCAAGUCACUCUACGUGAACGUAGCGCAUACGUCGCAUUUCGAUGGUUGGACCGAAGCGGAGUCGGCGCCGCUGCUGAAGUUCUUGCAUGAGUGGCAGACCAAACCAGAGUUCACCUGUCGAUUCAAGUGGGAGGUGGGUAGUCUGGCAUUUUGGGACAAUCGAUGUGUGCUACACAAUCCGAUAAAUGAUUAUCAAGGCGAGAAGAGGGAGAUGAUGAGGAUCACUCUGGCGGGAGAUGUCCCUGUGUGA